UCUUUCCCCCGCGCCUGCGCAGAUUGCGGUCCCCGCCCCUCCCGCCAACGGUCUCCGAGCGCCCCCCCAAACCCCUAAACGGAGGGCGCGAGGCCGGGAUGUCGGGGUCCCGCGAGGUGGUGACGCUCCAGUUGGGCCCUUACGCCGGGAGCGUCGGCGCCCACUGGUGGGGGAUCCAGGAAGCUUCGCUCUGCGAGGGCGACUCCGAUGACGCGAUUCGCCACGAUGUGCUGUUUCGACCGGGGAGGAAUCCCCAAGGACGUGCGACGUACACACCCCGGCUCAUCCUCAUGGAUCUCAAAGGGAGCCUGGGCUCUUUGAAGCAAGAAGGAAGCUUGUACGAGGAGACAAACGCAAACCGCCCCACGGCAUGGAGAGGGAAUCUGUCGACGCACCAAGAAGAUCCGUCCCCUGCCAAUCCAUUCCUGCAAGGCCUGAGCAGGCCGGAGAGUUCUCAUGGCGACUUAGCUUCUCGGACUCUUCCUGGUGGUAAAGACAGGCACCCGCGUCUCGAGCGGCCGAACGAGGCCCCAAAGGCAUCCGGCUUGGAGAGCGCGGCGCACGCCUGGUCCGACUUCCUCUGGACGCCCCUGCACCCUCGGAGCGUCAUAACCAUCCACCAGUACAAUCACGAAGGGGAUUCCAGCCGGCUGGAAGCUUUCGGGCAAGGGGAGAAACUCCUGCGCGAUGCGAGCUACCUGGAUGAGCUAGAAGACCGGCUGCAUUUCUACGUCGAAGAAUGUGACUAUCUGCAGGGGUUCCAAGUUCUCUGCGACCUGCAGAACGGGUUUUCUGGGGUCGGAGCGAAAGUCACCGAGUUGCUGCAGGAUGAAUACGCCGGGAAGGGAAUCCUGACGUGGGGCCUCACUCCUGUGCUGCAGUCGACCAUCCCGCAGAGGAAUUUCUACAGGCUCAUGAACACGGUCCUGGGGAUUGUGACCCUUUCCAGCCACAGCUCGCUUUUCUGCCCUAUGUCCCUGAACGGGAGCCUGGGUCUCCGGCCGGAGCCCCCCGUUGCCCUCCCGUACCUGCACUACGAGGCAUCUCUUGACUACCACACCAGCGCCAUCCUCGCCACAGCGCUGGACACGCUCAGCGUCCCUUACCGCCUCCAGGCCUCAACGCUCUCUAUGGUGCACCUUGCGGAAGCCCUGACUUUCUCCGGGAGGAAGGUAGCAGCUGCCGUGGCUGCCGUGCCCUUCCCGGUCUCCCACGAGCAGCUCCUCCCGGAUGCCCUGAGCGGCCACCAGUCCUCUCUCCCUGGGACCUCCCUGUCUUCGUGCGGGGAGCCCAAAGGGGCCCACUGUUUUGCUCAGUCGGUGGUUCUCCGUGGAAUCAGCAAGGAGCGCCAAGUCAGCCGCAUCCCCUCUGGCGCUGAACCGAAGUCCGUCCUCCACAUGUGCGAAACCGGACAGGAGGUUCUGGCCCGUUACGUGCACACCGUCUGCCCCACAACCUUCAGCACUUCCCACUUGCUGCAAGGCCCUUGCAGGAUCCGGCCUCCCUACCCUCAGUACUUCUCCCCUCUCUUGAACAAAGACGGGUUCCUCCUGGAGAAGCCACCGCAGACUCUGGCAGCCGUUGAAAGCGUUCCCGUCUUCACGGCCCUCCAGGCCUCGGCGAUCCUGCGGCGCACCCUCGGGCGUUUUUACGAAGACCUCCGUCAGGUGGACGUGCGGCGCUGGGCCAGCUUUUUUUCCGUCGGGGUCGAGAUGGACGACUUCCUGGAGGCCCUGGAGGGGCUGAGGACCCUUUCCCACUGUUACAGAGAGAGCGGUUCAUCGGACCAUUCGGAGGACGAAAUAGACUAACCGCUUUCUGCCACCGGCUGACCCUUAAAACAUGACCCUAUAAUAAAAUGCGCUAAAUCCA
This is a messenger RNA of Pogona vitticeps (central bearded dragon), 1872 nucleotides long. RefSeq names its product misato mitochondrial distribution and morphology regulator 1 (gene MSTO1). The record is from RefSeq and is a predicted model, not a curated record. Lineage: Eukaryota; Metazoa; Chordata; Lepidosauria; Squamata; Agamidae. Gene Ontology annotation, biological process: mitochondrion organization. Gene Ontology annotation, cellular component: mitochondrion; cytoplasm.